Molecule: messenger RNA, 1914 nt
Organism: Spinacia oleracea (spinach)
Lineage: Eukaryota; Viridiplantae; Streptophyta; Magnoliopsida; Caryophyllales; Amaranthaceae
Product: serine/threonine-protein kinase SRK2A
Exons: 9
Coding region: 446-1522 (358 amino acids)
Biological process (GO): protein phosphorylation
Molecular function (GO): ATP binding; protein serine/threonine kinase activity
Source: RefSeq, a predicted model, not a curated record
ACUCCGUAAAAAAGGUGGGAUGUGUAAAACAUUCCUUCCUUUUCACAGACGAAAGUUCCCUUGUUCCAGCUACAGAAACAAACCACCCUAUUUCCUUUUAUCAUUUAGAAUACAAAAGGAAUCUUUAAUCUGUUUUUCCCUCUUUCUCUCUCCCCUAUCAGCUCUCAAUUAUGCUUAAUUCAACCGUUAAUUCUUCUGAUUUCUCACCUUUUUCUGCUCUAUAAUUCCUCGAUUUCUCAUUUCUUGAUUUCUUCACUUUUUAGGGAAGGUUUUUUUUUUUUUUUUUUUUUUUUUUUUUUUUUUUUUUCGUUUUGGUACUCGAAUAUGAAAUUGAAGCCUUUCUAAUUGAUUCCGAUUAUAACAAAAUACUUAAUUGAGGUUUUUUUUUUUUAUUUUGUUGAUUUUAUUUUUGUUUUGAGUAAAUUGAAGUGUCUGAGUAGCGAAAAUGGAGAAAUAUGAGUUAGUGAAGGACAUAGGAUCUGGAAACUUUGGUGUUGCUCGUCUUAUGAGGGAUAAGGAAACCAAAGAGCUUGUCGCCAUGAAAUACAUCGAGCGUGGUCCUAGGAUUGAUGAGAAUGUUGCAAGAGAGAUCAUAAAUCACAGAUCGCUUCGGCAUCCCAAUAUUAUUCGGUUUAAAGAGGUUAUAUUGACCCCUACACAUCUUGCUAUAGUCAUGGAAUAUGCUGCAGGAGGUGAGCUUUUUGAACGAAUCUGCAACGCUGGAAGGUUCAGCGAGGACGAGGCUAGAUAUUUCUUCCAACAACUUAUAUCAGGUGUCAGCUAUUGUCAUACGAUGCAAAUAUGUCAUAGAGACUUGAAGCUGGAGAAUACCCUUUUGGAUGGAAGCCCUGCACCUCGCUUGAAAAUCUGUGAUUUUGGAUACUCAAAGUCAUCACUUUUACAUUCAAGACCCAAGUCGACUGUUGGAACUCCCGCAUACAUUGCUCCAGAGGUUCUCUCACGCCGUGAAUAUGAUGGCAAAAUGGCUGAUGUGUGGUCAUGUGGCGUUACACUUUAUGUCAUGUUGGUUGGAGCUUAUCCUUUUGAAGAUCAGGAAGAUCCAAAAAAUUUCAGGAAGACCAUUAAUAGAAUAAUGGCAGUUCAAUAUAAGAUUCCAGAUUAUGUUCAUGUUUCACAAGACUGCAAACAGCUUCUUGCUCGUAUAUUUGUUGCCAAUCCGUCUAGGAGGAUCUCCAUCAAAGAUAUUAAAGCCCAUCCCUGGUUUCUAAAGAACUUGCCGAGGGAGCUCACAGAAGCACAUCAAGUCGCAUAUUAUCGGAGGGAAAAUCCAACAUUCUCUCUCCAAAGUGCGGAGGAAAUUAUGAAGAUCGUUGAGGACGCGAAGAAGCCACCUUCUGUCUCGCGUUCUGUUGGACCCUUUGGUUGGGGUGCAGAAGAAGAUGGUGACGAGAAGGAAGAGGCUUCCCAUGAGGAAGAGGGAGAAGAAGAAGAAGAGGAGGAAGAGGAAGAGGAAGAUGAGUACGAGAAGACUGUAAAAGAGGUGCAGGCAUGGAAAAUUUAAGUCUGAAUGAGUAAAUUUGUAUUCAAGAAUGAGGAGCAUGUUUGAAAAUUUUAGUACCAGUUUUAAGAGUGAGUUUCAUCUUGAGAUUAAAAAAGGUAAUAGUUUGUUAAGGUUGUUUGAUCAAGUUCAGGAAAGUUAUGUCAUUUGAGUCUAGUCCAACUCGGGAUCUCUUCAAAAUAAGGGUUUGUAAAUAAACUUGUGUAAUUGGUAAUAGGGGUAUAUGAGUUUAACUGUAAGACGGGGUUAAGUUUUGGUCUGCGCUUUGUAAAAUUAAGAGCCUUCUAUUUGUGAAGGUUGUUAUAUUUCUGUGAACCUAAUAAAAUAGUCAUGAAGGUGUGAAUGUGUGACUUAAGCAGCUGAGUUUGUUAUAGAAAGAAGGCGUUGGAUUGUAA